This is a messenger RNA of Pseudozyma flocculosa PF-1, 2076 nucleotides long. RefSeq lists its product as uncharacterized. Gene Ontology annotation, molecular function: 5-aminolevulinate synthase activity; pyridoxal phosphate binding. NCBI's taxonomy places the organism in Eukaryota, Fungi, Basidiomycota, Ustilaginomycetes, Ustilaginales, Ustilaginaceae. The record is from RefSeq and is a predicted model, not a curated record. The transcript has a single exon. Gene Ontology annotation, cellular component: mitochondrion. Gene Ontology annotation, biological process: heme biosynthetic process. Bases 1 to 2076 code for a protein of 691 amino acids.
AUGGACCGCUCGCUCUCUUCGCUGCGCCAGUUCCGACAGGCCUGCCCCUACCUCGGCCGCAUCUCGAUGCCUCAGCUGCGUCAGAUGUCGACCACCCUGGUCCACCCGGGCGGACCCACCAGCCUCGUCAACCGCGCCCUCGACUGCCCCGUCAUGAGCCAGAGCCUCGCCGUCAAGACCGAGCAGCUCGGCGCCGGCACCUCCAACACCUCGAUGCCCACCUUUGGCGCUUCCGGCAGCACCUUUGCCCGUCCCUCGGCCGGCGGCGUCGGCGGCGGCUGCCCCUUUAAGCACGACAUGCUCGCCCCCGGCUCGGCCGGUCAGAGGCGCGGCUACGUCGCCCGCCCCAACGCGCCCAAGUACGCCUCGUUUGCGCGCCCCGACGAGAUCGAGCGCCUGCACGCCAAGGAGGGCGUCCGCAUCCAGGGCGAGAGCGACGUCGAAAAGUGCCCGCACGCCCGCAAGCUCGCCGCCGUCGCCGCCUCGGACGCCGCCGCCAUACCCAACCACCGCAGGCAGAGCAUCAAGAAGCAGGCCCGCACCCCCGGCUCGGGCCUCGGCAUGCACCCGGAGCCGCAGCCCAAGCAGACUCCCGGCUUCGACUACGAGGCCUUCUACCACAACGAGCUGACGGCCAAGCACAAGGACAAGUCGUACCGCUACUUUAACAACAUCAACCGCCUCGCCGGCAAGGCCUCGCGCGGCCACCUCUCCGACGAGGGCGACGAGAUCACCGUCUGGUGCGCCAACGACUACCAGAACAUGAGCCGCCACCCGACGGUGCUGAGCGCCAUGAAGGAGACGCUGGACAAGUACGGCGCCGGCGCCGGCGGCACGCGCAACAUUGCCGGCCACAACCAGCACGUCGAGCGCAUCGAGAGCACGCUAGCUCACCUGCACCGCAAGGAGGGCGCGCUCGUGUUUGGCUCGUGCUACGCCGCCAACGACGCCACCCUUACCAUCCUCGGCUCCAAGCUGCCCGACUGCGUCAUCCUCAGCGACGCCAGCAACCACGCCUCGAUGAUCCAGGGCAUCAAGCACAGCGGCGCCCGCAAGAUGAUCUACCGCCACAACGACAUGGCCGACCUCGAGGCCAAGCUGCAGUCGAUCCCCGUCGACACGCCCAAGAUCAUCGCCUUUGAGAGCGUCUACUCGAUGUGCGGCACCGUCGGCCCGAUUGAAGAGACCAUCGAGCUGGCCGAAAAGUACGGCGCCAUCACCUUCCUCGACGAGGUGCACGCCGUCGGCAUGUACGGCCCGCGCGGCGCCGGCGUCGCCGAGCACCUCGACUGGGCCGCCCAGUCGGCCAAGGGCAUGGCGCCCGGCCUGCUCGAGGGCACCCUCAUGGACCGCAUCGACAUCAUCACGGGCACGCUGGGCAAGGCCUACGGCAACGUCGGCGGCUACAUUGCCGGCUCCAACCGCUUCGUCGACAUGAUCCGUUCGUUUGCGCCCCAGUUCAUCUUCAGCACCACGCUGCCGCCGGCCGUGCUGACGGGCGCCGACACGGCCAUCCGGGUGCUCAUGGAGAGCAACGCGUCGCGCCAGCUGCAGCAGAUCCGCACGCGCGAGACCAAGCACAAGCUGCUGGCGGCGGGCAUCCCGCUGCAGCACAACCCGUCGCACAUUGUGCCCGUGCUCGUCGGCGACGCCGAAAAGGCCAAGGCUGCCUCGGACAUGCUGCUCGAGGUGCACGGGUGCUACGUGCAGCCCAUCAACUUCCCCACGGUGGCGCGCGGCCUCGAGCGGCUGCGCAUCACGCCGACGCCCGGCCACUCGUCGGCCGACGUCGACCACCUCGUCGCGGCGCUCCAGGACGUGUGGAAGACGCUGGGCCUGCGCACCGUCGACGACCUGCGCGCCGCCCAGCCGGGCACCGACGCCCUUGCCGACCUGUUUGUCAAGAGCGAGGUCGAAGAGGCCAGCGCGCCCCUCUGGACCGACUCGCUGCUCGGCAUCAAGGAAAAGGUUGGCGCCAUCGGCUUUGAGGGAAUCAAGGCCGAAAAGGUGCUCGAGGACGCCGCGGCUUCCGCCGCCGCCGCCGCGUCGGCUGCCGCGGCUGCCCCGGUCGCCUAG